Molecule: messenger RNA, 1030 nt
Organism: Drosophila arizonae
Lineage: Eukaryota; Metazoa; Arthropoda; Insecta; Diptera; Drosophilidae
Product: histone H3.3A
Cellular component (GO): nucleosome
Molecular function (GO): structural constituent of chromatin; protein heterodimerization activity; DNA binding
Source: RefSeq, a predicted model, not a curated record
UGCCUCAUUGUGAAAUCGUUCUCCGUAGUGAGCAGAUCGGGUUCUCCGUGAAAAUUCUUAGAAAAAAGAAAACAAAUAUAUUUUUACUUUUCGUAACGAACUAAUUAAGUAUGGCACGUACCAAGCAGACCGCCCGUAAAUCCACUGGAGGCAAGGCUCCACGCAAGCAGCUGGCCACUAAGGCAGCCCGUAAAUCGGCCCCGUCCACAGGUGGUGUUAAGAAGCCCCAUCGUUAUCGUCCCGGUACAGUAGCUCUGCGUGAGAUCCGUCGCUACCAGAAGUCGACCGAGUUGCUCAUCCGCAAGUUGCCUUUCCAGCGUUUGGUGCGUGAAAUCGCACAGGAUUUCAAGACCGAUUUGCGUUUCCAGUCGGCCGCUAUUGGUGCCUUGCAGGAAGCCUCUGAAGCCUAUUUGGUGGGCUUGUUUGAGGACACCAACUUGUGCGCCAUUCACGCCAAGCGUGUCACCAUUAUGCCCAAGGAUAUUCAGUUGGCGCGUCGCAUCCGCGGCGAGCGUGCUUAAGCGGCAAGAAAGCAAAUAAUGAUAACAAACAACAACAGAUUACACAACAAAUCACAUUCAUAUUAUAUAUACGUGCAUAGUUUGAUUAAUAGUUUAAAAAAAAUUGUCGUCAAUUGGAGCUUGAUUUCAUUUAAUAWCUUACACAACAUAAAUAUAAAAACUAUCUAUAUAUAGAGAGCAUUAUUAUAUAACCACACGCAUAUAUAAACAUAAUCUAUGAAUAUUAUAAUUAAUAACUGUAAUACUUAUUAUUAUUAUUAUUAUUAUUAUGAUUAUAUUAGAAUUGUACAUUAGUUUUUUAAGUUUGUAGAUCGCCCGCUGGUCACAUUGCGUCGGCAGUCGCCAUCAAAACACGAACCUACGGUAGAUGCCGUUGCAGCCAGAUCGCUGGCAUCGGGUCGCCAUCUCGAACAUCGCCCCUAUCUCCAACAGCGCAUGCAGCGUGCUGCCACAGGCAGUGUUGAGCUCUAAUACGGCAGCGCACAGCAGUCCCCAACAUCAACACCAAC